UUUGUUAAUCAUUGUCACGCACUUUUAUGAUAGUCUCUUAAUUUUCUCAGUGAAUGUCAAAUGAAUGUCAAUCAUCAAACAAACUUUACAGGAGUUUGAUAUGCCAUCAUUUGUUGUUUCUCAGAAAGAGAUGGCGUGGAGAGCCCUGGCAGCAUUGUCCCUGCUGCUGUGUUUCAGCUCAUCUUGCUGUGAUGAUACUCAAGAUCAUUUCUUGUCUGAAACAGUCAUCAACAAUGUCGUUCAGGACCCUCAAACUGGACGAAUUUAUGUGGGUGCCAUUAAUAACAUCUAUCAGCUCAGCUAUAAACUACAGCUGGAGAGCAGUGCUGUAACAGGCCCUAAGAAGGACAACCCACACUGCACUCCACCAAUCACUGCACGUUGCACUGAUGCAAAGGAUAUGGACAACAUCAACAAACUCCUGCUGGUAAACUCCGCCAACGGCACCUUGAUUGUUUGUGGAAGCCUUUUCAGGGGCAUCUGCUCUUUGUUAAACCUCAACAGCGUGGACAAACAGGUGUACUACAGUGACACUAAAGAGGAGAAGACAUACGUAGCCAGCACAGAGGAGUCUGUUACCGUUGUGGGAGUUAUUUCUUAUUUUAUUGAAGAUAAUAAUAAUAAUGCAAACCUCAGCGUAUUUCUUGUAGGGAAGGGCUAUGGUAGCUCAGACAGUUCGAAACUCAUUAGCACCCGAUUGCUGCAGGAGUAUGGAGAAAUGGAUGUCUUUGAGAACAUGGUUGAUGCUUCCACUGUGCAAGCUAGUCCUUUUGUCCAGCGUUACCUCCACGACUUUCGUCAUGCUUUCAGAGGCAAUGGCUACAUCUACUUCUUGUUUUCACGCACUCUAGGCACCAGCGACAAUAGAAAGAUCACAUUUAUAGCACGUCUAUGUGAGAAUGACCAUUAUUACUAUUCUUACACCGAGCUCCAGCUCAACUGCUCCAUCAAAACUGAACAACAGGAAUACACAUACAACAAGGUUCAAGCAGCAUAUCUGGCCAGACCAGGAGAAGUUUUGGCUAGGGAGAUCAUCCCUUCAAAUCUCAACGAUAAAGUUCUGUUUGCUGUGUUCAGCGCGGAUGAGGAUGGUGGCCGUUCUGCCUUGUGCAUGUAUCCGCUCAGCAGCAUUAAUGCCAGGCUUGAGGAGGUGAUUGAGUCUUGCUACAUGGGAGAAGUUCUGGUGGGUUUACCCUACAUCUCCAAUUCUGAAGCCAUCUGCAAGACCAAAAUAAACAAGGAAAUGGUGAAGGCAUUUAAGUGCGGUGCAGAGUUCCUUCCAUCUCCACUAGCCAGUAAACCUGAGUACGCUCUGGCUGUCAAACCCAUCUACACCCGAAAUGACAUAAUGACAGCUGUAGCUGUGGCAGUGGAGAAUGAGCACACUGUGGCAUUUUUGGGAACCAGUGGAGCAGAUGUCUUAAAGGUGCAUCUUGACCCCAGCCACCCUGACCUUUAUAACAAGAUUCCAGGGGAACACACAGACGGUGGGGUGAACAAAAACCUCUUUUUUAAUUCAGCUUUGGAUCAUUUGUACAUCACCACUGGAAGAAAGAUCACCAAAGUCCCAGUGCAGGCCUGUGAGCAGAAGAAUGAUUGUCAAUCAUGCAUCUCCCAACGGGACCCAUAUUGUGGCUGGUGUGUGUUGGAGGGCAGUUGUACUAGGAAAAAGGAUUGUGACAAAGGAGAAGGAAAGUUCGCCUGGUUGUGGAGUCCAAAUCAAACAUGUGUAUCUAUUAAGUCCUUUGAGCCCCCCAACAUGAGCUGGAAGAAAACAUAUAAUUCACAGGUGAUGAUUGACAUCCCCUCCCUCCCCAGUAUCAGCAAUCCUGCUAGAUUUACAUGUGUAUUUGGUGACUAUUGUAGUCAGGCAACGAUGGAAAAUACACGGUUCAUCUGUGAUCUCCCGCUCUUUGAGUACAUACCACCCAUACCUGAGACACAAGAUUUUGUGGCAGUGCCAGUGAUGAUCAUGAUGAAUGAUGGAUUUGAAUUGGCAUUUGGUGCAUUUGAGUUCUACAACUGUGCAGACGUGGUGAAGAGAUUGGAAAACACACUAUGCAUUGCAUGUGUGACCAGUAAGUGGGGCUGCCAGUGGAACAUUCAGGAUCACACAUGCAGUGAUAGAGAUGACACUGUCAAGGGUGAUCAUAUCAUACAACACAUGGAGGAUGAUAGCUGUCCACAGUUUGAGAUCCCAGAACCUCUUCUUAUUCCUGUUGGAAUUAAAACCCCCAUCCAAUUUCAGGGCAAAAAUCUGGAUAAAUAUUUGGGCAGUACCUUUCAGAUCGGCACUGAGCUCAUGAAACAGGUGGGCGAGGUGACUGUGGUGGCUGAUGGGUCAAAGUACAGAUUUGAGGGAUAUGAGUUUGAAUAUGACAAAGAGCCAGAGGUGAAUGUGACAUUCUACAUAAAGGAUAAAAGCACGGACAGGAAGAUUGACAGCACCCUCAGAGUGGUGCUCUACAGCUGCUCUGUUAGACGUGAGGACUGCAGUUUGUGUAAGAAUGCUGAUCAGAAGUAUAACUGCGUGUGGUGCAGCACAACAAAAACCUGCAUCUACAGAGACCUGUGCACACAGGAGGAGGGACAGUGUCCUCCUCCAAAGAUCACUGACGUUGUUCCUCAGGAAGGGACGAUAAAGGGACAGAUAUCUGGCACAACAAAAGGCACUAACUUGGGCAUCAAGCAGGAGGACAUUCAGAGAAUCACUGUAGCUGAAGUGCCUUGUACUCAUUCGCCAAAAAGAUACUCAUUCUCUAGGUACUGCAUGAGAGAUUAAGGAUUUUUUGUAGCAACAGCUGUGUGUGUGUGAUACUUCUUAAAUUUGUGAUAUUCUUUUUCAUGUAUUAUCUUUUAUUGUUUUAUCAGUUUUUUAUUAUGUUUAAUCAUAAUUCUUUAUAAAAAUUCAUACUCAUUUAAUUGAUUCAAUUAUUGAUCAUUCAUUCUUGUUAUAUUAUUUCAAACUAGUUUUACAUUAUGGUUUAGUUUUAUGUUUUAUGCUGUGUUG
Molecule: messenger RNA, 3010 nt
Organism: Carassius carassius (crucian carp)
Lineage: Eukaryota; Metazoa; Chordata; Actinopteri; Cypriniformes; Cyprinidae
Product: plexin-B2-like
Exons: 14
Coding region: 65-2782 (905 amino acids)
Biological process (GO): regulation of cell shape; regulation of cell migration; negative regulation of cell adhesion
Cellular component (GO): semaphorin receptor complex
Molecular function (GO): protein binding; semaphorin receptor activity
Source: RefSeq, a predicted model, not a curated record